AGACUUUUAUUGUUGGUGCUGUUGAUGCCGGUGACCAAGUCAUGGGCUUCACCGUGGCUAAGGUUCCAUUACAGAUAGAGUUCUGAGACGGAGAACUCAGAGAAGAGAGGGGGAGAGGAAAUAAAAAAAGUAACGGCGUUUAUUUUUAUUUUUUAAAGUUCAGGAAAAAAAUUGUCUUUUUGGAUGAAAUUGGUAGGUUUUAAAAUGUUUUGGACUUAGUUGGAUAUUAUCACAAUCCUCAGGGGUGGAUUGUGGAAUUUACCCUUUUUUUUUUUAUUUACUUUUACACAAUACACAUACAUAUAUUCCUGAACCCUGACUGUACUUCCUAAUUGAACUCGCUCUCUCUCUCUCUGAGCCAAAAUCCCCAGUUGGGGUGCACGCUGUGUCUCUCGCCCACAUCGAGCCUUUAACCAUCUUUCUUGCUUAGUAUUAGGUAAUUAGAGAGAGAAGAGAUAAUGGGAUUGCCAGAUGCACCAGGAGAUUUGUCAUCAGAAGUGGAUGUUGAUGCUUUCAGACGCCUCUUCCCUCUUCGUUUUUACGAGCGUCAUCUCACUGAAUCUAUAAGGCCAGAUGGCAGGCCACUUGGAAGAGCUAGAGAUACAACUAUAGCCCUUGGAGCUGUUGCAUCUGCUGAGGGUUCAGCAUUGGCAAAGAUUGGUUCAACUACAAUGUUGGCUGCUAUUAAAAUGGAAGUAAUGACUCCUUCCAUGGACUCACCGGACGAAGGCUGCAUAGCUAUCGAUUUCCACAUGCCUCCAAUUUGUUCUCCAAUUGUUAGACCUGGCAGGCCAGCUGAGAUAGCACCAGUUGUGUCAAAACAAUUGUCUGACACUAUUUCAAGUUCUGGCAUGAUCAACUUGAAAGAGUUAUCCUUGGUCAGUGGAAAAGCUGCUUGGAUGGCAUACUUGGACAUAUACUGUUUGGAUGCUGAUGGUGCUCUCUUCGAUGCUGCUUUACUAUCAGCUGUUGCUGCUUUUUCUCAUUUACAAAUACCUGCAGUUUCCCUAAAUGAUGAUGGUAAAAUAGUUGUUGUGUCUGAGGAAAAUGGAGGAAAGCUGGAAAAGGAUGCUGUUAAUAAAGAGAGGAUGAAACUGACGCUGAAAAGCGUUCCUUUCUCACUAACAUGCGUACUUCACAAGAAUUAUAUCUUGGCAGACCCCACUGCAGAGGAAGAGUCCAUCAUGGAAACUGUUGUUACUGUGGUUUUGGAUUCUUCAAGUCAACUUGUUUCUCUUUACAAGCCAGGUGGACCAGUUCUCGCUUAUACAUCUGCUAUCCAGGAUUGUGUUGCAUUGACAAGGCAAAGAAUGAAGGAACUACAAAAGAUUUUAGAUGAAGCCAAUUCUGGUAUGGAGGUUGAUUAGUGCAGUUAAUGAGUUUGGCUGUUCUCUUUCACAGCUAUAUCUAUGUAUUCUUUGUUUUCUGUAGUGACAUUGUUAAAUUUAUAAAAUUAAAAAAAAAAAAAAAAAAAUUUUGAAAGGGGUCUUCAUUUUUUUUUUAAAAUCUUGGUUGCACAAGUGGAAGAGUUUGUUCAUUGCAUUUUGAGAGAAAUUGUGUAACAUUUUUUUAUUCUCAAUGGUAAAUCAAAUGCGACUUUCAUAAAGAAGUCCACCUAUCACUUGUAAUAUCUCUUCCAUUCUACUCAGUUAAUUGCCAUUGACUUCCAUGUUAGAGUUAACGACUUCAUUAA
Messenger RNA from Quercus robur (English oak), 1693 nucleotides. RefSeq lists its product as uncharacterized. The record is from RefSeq and is a predicted model, not a curated record. NCBI's taxonomy places the organism in Eukaryota, Viridiplantae, Streptophyta, Magnoliopsida, Fagales, Fagaceae. Gene Ontology annotation, biological process: U5 snRNA 3'-end processing; nuclear polyadenylation-dependent mRNA catabolic process; nuclear mRNA surveillance. Gene Ontology annotation, cellular component: nuclear exosome (RNase complex); cytoplasmic exosome (RNase complex). The coding region runs from base 459 to 1367 and encodes 302 amino acids. The transcript is spliced from 9 exons.